CUCUCAGUCCUCCUCGGUACGUGUUUCUCUUCGUGAGUGGACAUUUCUGAGCGUGUUCGUGUCAUGACACAGCGCAGCGCGGGAUCCAAGUGGUCGCCUCUCACGCCACUGGAGCUCCACGGUCCAGGACCCUUUCCCAGCGCUUUGAGUUUGGUCACAUGAAAUAUGCGAUGUUCGCAGGAGCGCCCGGUUCCUUUUCUGCUGCUGCACUUUGUUUUCAUUUUGGCAUCCGGCCACGAAGAGCUCCCCGACCCUGGCACCCUCCUCUCCCUCUUUGCAGAGCAAGGUCAUUUGUUCCAGUCAGAGUCAGAUGUGUCCAUCGUCCACCCAGAGAAAACCGAUGCUCAUGGAGAGUUCAUCACCCACUCACUGUCUCACCACUUCCAGGGUGGAAGAGUCAGACGUGACCUGCGACCCCUCGCCUCGGAGGAACAGGUUUACUAUAAGGUCAACUACAGGGGUCGAGCUUUAUUGUUCAAUUUGACUGCGAACACUAACCUGCUUUCAAAUGACUACGUCCUGGAGAGGAGGAACGGCAGCUCCAACAGGACUGAGCAUCGUCCCUCUGGGGGGAAUUCCUGCCACCUCCUUGGCACCGUGAAAACAUCUGAUGUGAGAGGAACUGCUGCCAUCAGCACCUGUAAUGGACUGAGAGGCUUGUUCUCGCUGCCAGAGGGACAAUAUUUUAUCGAACCUGCCCAGAAAUCUGUUGAAGAUCCUGCAGGGACUCCAGAGCCCCACCUUGUCUAUCCCAGAGUUCCUACAGAAAAUCACAGAAAAAAACGCAGCUCAGAGUCUAGGGACACACCCAGCGCGUGUGGAGUUCAAGAUGCUCCAAGUGACUCUGUCCAGGUGGAGAGGGAGCGGGAGGAGUGGGAGAGGGAGCAGCAGAGGGGGGAGGGUCAUGCUCAGUCUCGCUCCCAGCGCUCGGUCAGCAGAGAGCGUUGGGUGGAGACCAUGGUGGUGGCCGACUCCAAACUCAUCGAAUAUCACGGCAGCGAUAAUGUCGAGUCCUACAUCUUCACCAUCAUGAACAUGGUGGCAGGAAUCUUUCAUGAUGCCAGUAUUGGGAAUGCCAUCCAUGUCAUCCUGGUGCGCCUCAUUUUGUUACAGGGAGAAGAGAAAGGGUUGAAGAUUGUGCACCAUGCAGACACCACUCUGGCCAGUUUCUGUGCUUGGCAGAAAAACCUCAACCCUCAGAGUGACACACACCCAGCUCACCAUGACGUGGCUGUGCUGGUCACCAGGAAAGACAUCUGUGCUGGGAUGAACCAGCCCUGUGAGACCCUGGGUCUGUCUCAUCUGUCUGGGAUGUGUCAGCCUCACCGCAGCUGCAAUAUCAAUGAGGACUCAGGACUACCUGUCGCUUUCACCGUCGCUCAUGAAAUGGGCCACAGCUUUGGAAUCCAUCAUGACGGCCAGGGAAAUGACUGCGAGUUGGCAGGGAGGCACCCCUUCAUCAUGUCCAGACAGCUGAUGUACGACAGCUCGCCACUCACUUGGUCUUCCUGCUCCAAAGAAUACAUCACCCGCUUCCUCGAUCGUGGAUGGGGUUUCUGUCUGGACGAUCGUCCUUCCAAGAGGGAUCUAACCACGCCGCUGGCUCGCCUCGGCGUCCGCUACACUACGCACCACCAGUGCCAGCUCCAAUAUGGCCCCAAUGCUACGUUCUGCCCUGAGGUGGAUAACGUUUGCCAGAUUCUCUGGUGUUCAGUGAACGGCUCCUGUCGCUCCAAACUGGACUCGCCCAUAGACGGCACCCGCUGCGGACCAGAGAAGUGGUGUAUCUCCGGAGAGUGUGUGAUCGUGGGAAAACUCCCAGAGACUGUGAACGGAGGCUGGGGACAGUGGAGUACCUGGUCUCACUGCUCCAGGACCUGCGGGACAGGGGUUCAGUCAGCGGAGAGGGAAUGUAACAGCCCCAAGCCAGAGUUUGGAGGAAAGUACUGUACCGGAGAAAGGAAGCGUUAUCGGACGUGUAACACAAAACCCUGCCAGAAGGACAAACCGACCUUUCGGGAGAUGCAGUGCAGUGAGUUUGACACCGUGGCCUACAACAACGAGCUCUACCAGUGGAUUCCUGUGGCCAACCCCUUGAACCCCUGCGAGCUGCACUGCCGACCAGUCAAUGAUUAUUUCUCGGAGAAGAUGCUCGACGCUGUGACGGACGGAACGACGUGCUUCAUGAACAACAAGUCCAGAAACAUCUGUGUCAACGGAGUGUGCAAGGACGUCGGCUGUGACUGUGGCAUCGACUCGAACGCAGUGGAGGACCGCUGUGGGGUUUGCCUGGGCGACGGCACAAGCUGCGAGACGGUCUAUAAGUCGUUCGACGAGGCAGAGGGCUUCGGGUACGUGGAUGUGGGUGUGAUACCUGAGGGGGCGCGGGACAUCCUGGUAACGGAAGUCAAGGAGGCAGGUAACUUCCUGGCCCUGAGGAGUGAGGCGUCGGAGGAGUACUUCCUCAACGGCAACUUCAUCAUCCAGUGGAACGGGGAGUACGAGGCCGGUGAGACAACGUUCUACUACGAACGCAGCGGGAACAUGGAGAACCUCACUGCUCCUGGACCCACCAAACAGCCAGUCAUGCUCCAGCUGCUGUUUCAGGAGAAGAACCUGGGUAUAAAGUACGAGUACACGAUAAAGAAGACCAAAGAGGCAGGAAAUGAGAUCAUUGAACCCACUUACAGUUGGAGACACGGGGCAUGGACAGACUGCAGCACCACCUGUGGCUUAGGUGUGCAGUACCAGCCUGUCCGAUGCUUCGAGGUGGACGUGGGCGUAGUGGACGAGUCUCUGUGUGACCCGGAGAGUCGUCCUGAAGACAGACACCGAAAAUGCAAGACGAUGGAUUGUCCCGCAAGGUGGUGGGUUGGAGGUUGGCAGCAGUGCACAGCCACCUGUGGAUCAGAUGGUGUGAGAAAGCGAACGGUGCUGUGUGUUCGCACAGUCUCUGCAGAGGAGAGGGUCCUCCACCCUGUGGAAUGCAAACAUCUCCUUAAACCCAAACCUGUGGUGCCGUGCAACAGAGACGUACCGUGUGGGCAGGACUGGGCGGUCGGGAACUGGGAAGAGUGCCCAGUCACAUGCGGAGGAGGAGUUCGCUCGCGCAUGGUCACAUGCACAGUCGCACCCAAAAAGACCUGUGACCUCUCAACCAAACCUCGGUCCAGAUCACUGUGUGCCCUGCAGAGCUGCCCUAACUCAAGUCUUCGUAGACGACCCGGGCCUGCCCCCAAAUACCGUCGCAUCUACCCACCGAAGAGCCCCCCUGCCAGGCCUCCAGCUCCCCCUACCUGGGCUCCCACCAGCCCCACAGCCACAUCCGCUGUCCCUGCGACGAAGAAAACAGCCAAAGAAACGACAACAGCUGUUGUCCAAACCACCAAAUCUCCUUCUGAAACCACAACCCCUGAAAUCAUCGACAAAGAUGAUGAUUAUGAGUUCAGUGUUGUAAUGAGGAAAAAUGGGGAUAAGAGGGGGAAGGUUUUUCCUUCUAAACCCAGCUCUGUGGAAAAGGAGAAGAAAGCAAGUGGGGUGGAAAAAGAAAACAUGGAGGGAGAGGAGGGAAGUACGCCAAACGUGGUGAUGUACACUCCAGGAUAUGAUUAUGUUGUCGAGGAUAGGACGGCAGAAGAGGAAGGGAUCAUCAACCUGGAUGUUUCUACCACGGCUACAUCCUUGAAAAAUCCUCCCACGUCAACCACUUCACAAACAAGUCCACCCACCGUGAACACAACCAGAACACCCACCACAACCAGCUACUCCACCCCACGCACCAGCACUGAAACAUGGGUAAAGACAACUCACCACUUAUCCAACCCCCACACCAGUCCACACAGACACUGGACACACAGGGCUCCCCUCACCACUCCCAUGUACAAGAACCACUCAGUCCCGUUGAAAACCGGCUUCCACACAACACGCGCUCCCUCCACAACUGCAAGAAAAGUGUUCACCACUGCAGCAUCGGCCCAGCCCACAGUAAAGAUAAUUAAAGUGAAGAAACCUGCUGUGACGCCAAAGAAAAACAUUUCUGUCUCACGUGCUAAAAAGCCCUCGUCACGGUCCAAAGGCUCCAAGAACCAAAACCGGCGACCAGGGAGUCCCGUGAGCAGCUCCACCAGUGACCACAGCAUCGUGAUGACCAGGGAGCCAGUCAGCAUGGAUAUAUCCUGGGUUGUAGGAAACUGGAGCGAGUGUUCAACAACAUGUGGCAUUGGUGCAAUAUGGCGAACAGUCAUGUGCAGCUCUCAGAAGGUUGAGGACUGUGCCAACGUGAAGAGACCUGAACCUGCACGUACGUGUGAGCUGCAGCCCUGUGCCACCUGGCAAAGUGGCAGCUGGAGCAAAUGCCCAGAUAACUGUGCAGUGGUGGGAAGGAGGUACCGCGACGUCCAGUGUGUCGAUUCUCAGAGCAAACGUCCCCUGAGACCGUUCCACUGUCAAGCAGAGUCCAGCAGACCCAUCAGCUCUCUGACAUGUCCCCACAAGCCCUGUAUGACCUGGAGCAUAUCACCCUGGGGACAGUGCUCCGGCAGCUGUGGCGAAGGCAUCAGGGAGCGUCUGGUGUACUGUCCCGAGCCUCAUCGCUGCAGCACCACGCUGAGACCAAACGACACAGACACGUGCAGCCUAAAGCCGUGCACGCACUGGAAGACUGAGGAGUGGGAGGAGUGUCCUGUGAGUUGUGGCGGGGGUCAGCAGCACCGGCAUGUCAACUGUGUGAGUGACCAAGAUUCAGCUGUGAUGCCAAACAGCCUCUGUGAGAAGAUUUCCAAACCAGAAACACUCAGGAAGUGCAAUACGCAGGAAUGCAAGACAAACACAGGUCCAGUUUGCAGGAAGAACACCAUGUCCUCACGCUUCUGUGACAAGCUGAAGCUACUGGGUCGCUGCUCUCUCAGAUCGGUCCAAAGACAGUGUUGUGUCACCUGCGGGCCAUAACCAGGGUUACACACACACACACACACACACACUUAUAUAUGACACAGUAACACUUACUGUAUCUUCAUGCAAUACAUGAAAUAAGGUCAAAGCAUCUAAAGACUGACACAUUCAAACCAAAGUCCCAGUGACUUUUAAUCAGCACAAUCAAACCUCCAUCGGUUAUGAUAUUAUUAUUUUUUACCUAUUUAGGUCACUUUUUUCAAUGAACAUUUUUGCGAAGAGGUUUUAAAGAAGCGAGCAAAAGAUAAACCAGAUAAAAUAAAUGCAGAAUUAAAAUAUAACUUUUAUUUAAAAAAUAGCAAAUUUAUUUGAAGGCAAAUUCAAUAUUUCAGUCAAAGCUUACAUCAAAAACAUUAAAACAGUAAAAUUACAAAUUAAAGCUCAAGAGCUAGUUCUACACAGUUGUGACAGAUUAGAUUGUACUACAUCGUACAGGAUGCACUUUCUUUAUUCAGUAAAAACAGAAAUGACAUACACAGUGCCAAUCUCUCUUAUAAUCAAGGUGCUCCACAGUCAAGUUACCAGUUCUAUUUUUAUUUCUAAGUGACGAGUAAAAUAAUGCAGAAUGUAAAUAAAGAUUUUUUUUGUUACUACUUUAUUAAAUUGUUAAUAGUAUUGGUAAUCUAUGUGUUUUUACUCACAUAUAGCUGGUUUUUUUUUUUUUGCCGGCACUGUGUGUUAACAUUUUUCCGGGUACAAGUUUUCCUGAUUUAGUUAUUUUUGUUUGAAUCGUCAGCGGAUUAAAAAAAAGAAAAGCAGAACCCGCUCAGUUCUCCAGCUCGAACCUUGGUGCUUCUCCUCUGGUGUGAGAUUGAUGUAUGAGAAAGAGGUGUUGCAGGUCAUCCCUCUCAGGUCCCUCUAAAAAUGGCCUCUGUGUUUGUAUGAUAUUGUACAGGCAUCACCACCAGUGUCGUGUAUCUGGUACGUCACCAUCACAUGUCUCCAUCGUUAAUAAAAAGAUAUUUGUGACGAAGCUGCUUUAUAGCUGAGACAUUGAAUAACAUGUUCUUUUAGUUUGUGUACUCCUCACUCUGUUUGAUGUACAUGUAUAUAAGGUCAUCUAGAUUAACACCUCAUGUCAACUAUUUAAAUCAGCGCCGUCUUCAUCUGCAUCAUGGUUUCCUGCUUUAUGACCUCUUCCGCUUUGUGGCCUGUUAUUUCAAGGUCAUUCUCGCCUGAGAGUGCCAGAUGCCGCUGGAUGUGUGUAACACCAGAAUCAGUAGCGCCAGGCUCUGUUUCAGGAAUCAGGUUCAGCUGGCCCAGAUUUCCCAGGCUCCUCUGUGCCAUUAGAGGAAUUGUGGCCCCGCGCCACACA
This is a messenger RNA of Paralichthys olivaceus (Japanese flounder), 6265 nucleotides long. Its product is annotated as ADAM metallopeptidase with thrombospondin type 1 motif, 12. Gene Ontology annotation, cellular component: extracellular matrix. Gene Ontology annotation, molecular function: metalloendopeptidase activity. Gene Ontology annotation, biological process: extracellular matrix organization; proteolysis. Lineage: Eukaryota; Metazoa; Chordata; Actinopteri; Pleuronectiformes; Paralichthyidae. The record is from RefSeq and is a predicted model, not a curated record.